Molecule: messenger RNA, 2158 nt
Organism: Orycteropus afer afer
Lineage: Eukaryota; Metazoa; Chordata; Mammalia; Tubulidentata; Orycteropodidae
Gene: FAM133B
Product: family with sequence similarity 133 member B
Source: RefSeq, a predicted model, not a curated record
GGCCUGGUCUCCCUCGGCAUCUGACUGCACGCCUCAGGUUCUCCGGCACCAUGGGGAAGCGGGACAAUCGAGUGGCCUAUAUGAACCCGAUAGCAAUGGCCAGAUCAAGGGGUCCAAUCCAGUCUUCAGGGCCAACGAUACAAGAUUAUCUGAAUCGACCAAGGCCCACCUGGGAAGAAGUGAAAGAGCAACUGGAAAAGAAAAAGAAGGGCUCUAAGGCAUUGGCUGAAUUUGAAGAAAAAAUGAAUGAGAACUGGAAGAAAGAACUAGAAAAACACAGGGAGAAACUAUUAAGUGGAAGUGAGAGCUCAUCAAAAAAGAGACAGAGAAAGAAAAAAGAAAAGAAGAAAUCUGGUAGGUAUUCAUCUUCUUCUUCAUCAAGCUCUGAUUCUUCCAGCAGUUCUUCAGAUUCUGAAGAUGAGGAUAAAAAACAAGGGAAAAGGAGAAAGAAAAAGAAGAACCGUUCACAUAAAUCUUCAGAAAGCUCCAUGUCAGAAACUGAAUCAGACAGUAAGGAUAGCUUUAAAAAGAAAAAGAAGUCAAAGGAUGCAACUGAGAAAGAAAAGGAUAUUAAAGGAUUCAGCAAAAAAAGAAAGCUGUAUCCUGAAGAUAAACCUUUAUCAUCUGAUUCCUUAUCAGAAUCAGAUCAUAUUGAGGAGGUACGAGCAAAAAAGAAGAAAAGCAGUGAAGAACGAGAAAAAGCAAUAGAAAAAACAAAAAAGAAAAAGAAGCAUAAGAAACACAAUAAGAAAAAGAAAAAGAAGGCUGCUAGUUCAAGUCCUGACUCGCCAUAACAUUAAGAAAAAUUAGGAUUCCCUUAAAAAGAAAGUGCAAUGUCUGAGGAAAUUUCAACUGUGAGAAUUAUAUUUACUAAAAUGCAUGAAUUUUCUUGUUUUUAAAACUAUUCCUGAACUUUCAGUAGCCACUCAGCUGCCGCUGUGUGAAAGGGCCAUAAUUGUUGCCUGCUGCUUGAACAUCUUUUUGUUCUCUUCCAGUGUUUAAUAGCUCUGGAAGGUAGUACACUGCAGUCAUAAUAGUGGUUAAGAUAUUUGGGGAUAAAGUUAAGUAUUUUUUGCUAGAAGUAUCUAAUUAUAAAUCAAUGUAAAUUGAAGCUGGAUACAUCUUUAAGAUGUAUUCAGAAAUAUUCAGAUGACUAACAUUUUAAAGUAGGGAUUACAUUGAUAUUUCAAAAUCCUUACUCUGUAGAUAAGUGUAUUUUAUUUUUUUUCCUUGUAUACAUUUAUUUACCUGGGGAAGGAGCUUUUAGGGAUGGGGAGGGUGGUUUGCUAUCUCUUUAGCUAAUGGAAUAGCGUGCCUUUGAUCCUCACAUCCUGUUUUUGUGGAUGCAGCAGCCAUGCUUCCUGGGGAGGUCAGAGCUGGAUACAAGCAGUGUUGCUCAUUACUGAGCUUAGUGACAUCCUUGGGCUCUGUCUAUGCUGCUUUGAGGGAACACCCCUUUGCAGCAUGAGAAAGCCCCAAAAGCUCUGGAAUUUACCUCCACUUUAAAAAUACUGAAUAUUUUUUAGCAUUAGAAUGUGUUAUGUCAUUUAAGUUAAUUUUGACUACACUUUGGCUUUGGAGAGUAAUCAUUUCAAAUAGACACUGGUACUUUUUGAACUUGAUAGUUAAAAGAUUCUGAAAUGCAUGUUUUAUACUGUUCAAUUUUCACCAGUUAUGUAACCAGUGAUAGUUAUUUUAUUUUUAUAUGGAUUUUGUUUAGGCUGCAAUGUUUACUUUUGUAACUCCUUACUCUUGCUAUCUUAAGUUCAUUUCUGUGUUUAAUGGCAUACUUGCUGAGCAAUUUAGCAUGUAAAAAGCAGGUUUUUGUUUUUUUUUUUUUUUUAACAGCUUCAUAUUGAAGCUGAGAUUUACCAUAAGCAAGUUGAGUGGCAAGCCUGGUAUGCUGUGUCUUGUUACAUAAAGCUAUUGCCAGAAUCUUAGUAAAUAGAAUGUUUUAAAAAUUUGUUGUCUUUGUAUAUUAAUAACAUUAUGACAAGUUAAACAAUUACAUUAUUUCUUUUCCUGUGUCAUAUUUUACUAAGAAUUUGUGCCUCAUAUCUCUUGCUGAAUUGUUUACUAGUAAUGUUAAAAGGAAUUGAUAAAUCAUUUUCACUUUACAUUUUUAUAUAGUCAGGUAACAUGAAAUAUAAUUUGAUGU